AUGGUACACCGAAGGCUCCCAACAACCCCAACAUGCCCAGAAAUACCUGGAAAGGGACGCAUCACAAAAGUCCACACUGGCAACGAAGGAGCCGUACGCGAUGUCGAACUCGCCUUACCAAACAAGCGCACAACACGACGUCCCAUCAAUCUGCUCAUUUCACUCGAACUAAACGGACAGGAGACGGAAAUCAAUAGUAUUACAGGAAUCCUCUCACCUAGCUCAACGUCAGGCAACACCGACACAUCGUCGGAAGGCUAUCCAGAAUCAACCACAAAUGGCCGAGUCUCUGAUUUGCAGGAAAUCGCUCCAUGGAAGGGUACAUCUCGCACUGCCUCAGAGCGUGACAAUCUUCGACGACGGCAAAGAUUGAAUUACGAUCCACUUCACAAUGGACCCCUCCUUACGAUUAUUUACGUUCUUGGACUCGUGGGAUUCCGUAAUCCCUGGAACGAUCUCUCCACGAAUGAGGAUAGGGAUAGGCGAAUCUAG
This is a messenger RNA of Ostertagia ostertagi, 492 nucleotides long. Lineage: Eukaryota; Metazoa; Nematoda; Chromadorea; Rhabditida; Trichostrongylidae. The record is from the annotation of a GenBank genome assembly.